Messenger RNA from Strongyloides ratti, 1269 nucleotides. Its product is annotated as Aspartic peptidase family and Aspartic peptidase domain-containing protein. NCBI's taxonomy places the organism in Eukaryota, Metazoa, Nematoda, Chromadorea, Rhabditida, Strongyloididae. The transcript has 3 exons. Gene Ontology annotation, cellular component: lysosome. The record is from RefSeq and is a predicted model, not a curated record. Gene Ontology annotation, molecular function: aspartic-type endopeptidase activity. Gene Ontology annotation, biological process: cell death; proteolysis. Bases 1 to 1269 code for a protein of 422 amino acids.
AUGAAGUUUUUUGUUAUUUUAUUUGCCUUCAUAUGUGUUGCUUCAGCAGCUGUAUUCCAACACCAACUUCAUAAAGUUGAGUCAACCCGUAAACGUCUUACUAAAGCCGGAAAAUGGCCAGCAUACAUGAAAUAUAAGAAUUUCUUGAGACACCAAGCAAAACAACAAGUUUUGGCAUCAGUUUCCCAAAAUGUUAAUGAUUAUGAUGAUUUGGAAUAUCUCGGAAACAUCACAAUUGGAACACCAGGACAACAAUUCGUUGUCGUUCUUGAUACUGGAUCAAGUAAUCUUUGGAUUCCAGAUGUUACUUGUGGACAAGGAGGUUCAUCUGACUGCCCAUCAUACUGUUCUGAUGCUGAAUUCUGUCAAUUCCUCUGUGACCCAAGUUGCUGCAGCUCAAUGAAGUCUGUUAAAUCAAACUGUGAUGGAAAACACAAAUUCGAUUCUUCAAAAUCAUCAACCUAUGUUAAGAACGGACAAUCAUGGACAAUCCAAUACGGAUCUGGAGAUGCUAAUGGUUUCCUUGGACAAGAUACCGUUUCUUUCGUAGGAAGCAAAGGAAAUCUUGCUAUCCCAAAAACCGUUUUUGGACAAGCCCAACAAAUUUCUUCUGAUUUUGCCAAUGACCCAACUGACGGUAUUCUUGGUCUUGCUUUCACCAGUCUUGCUGUCGACGGUGUUGUUCCACCACUUAUUCUUGCUAACCAACAAGGACUUCUUGAUAAGCCACUUUUCACCGUUCACCUUCAACACGAUGGUGCUGUUAACGGAAACAUUGGAGGAGUUUUCACAUAUGGUGCUAUUGAUACCACCAACUGUGGACCAAUCAUUGCUUACCAAAAACUUUCUUCUGCUACAUACUGGCAAUUCAAAAUGAACUCUAUCUCUAUUGGAUCCGCUUCAUUCAACAAUGGAUGGGACGUCAUUUCUGAUACUGGUACAUCACUUUUGGCUGCACCAACAAAUAUCGCUGAUUCUGUUGCACAAGCCGCUGGUGCUCAAUACAAUGACCAAUAUCAAUCAUAUUUAGUCAGCUGUACCGCUAAGGUUCCAGACAUGAAACUCGUCAUUGGAUCAAACACAUACACAAUCCCAGGAUCAAAACUUGUUGAUGAUGUUGGUUUAGGAAAUGGACAAUGUAUGUUCGGAGUCUUCGGAAUGGAUAUUGGUAUGGGAUUAUCAUUCAUCCUCGGAGAUCCAUUCAUAGAAAGUUACUGUAACAUUUUCGAUUUUGGAAACAACAGAAUCGGAUUUGCUCAAUCCAAAUAA